GGGCGCUACAGACAGGAAGAACCGUGGCAGCCCAGUGAGAGGGGCCCUGCUCUUCAUCCUGCAGUGAGCAUGAUUGGGCUCCUGGGGCUCCUGCUGUUCCCCUUGCUCCAGGCCAACCGAGAGGUGUGUCAGUCCCCCCGUAAAACGAUCACUUUAGAGGGGGACUCCGUCAACAUCACCUGCUCCACCCGGGGGACCCUGCAUGGCAUCUACCUGAAACAAACGUGGCCAAGCAUCAGCGAUGUGAUUUACUAUGAAGAUGGGCUGGAGCCCACCGUGGACCCACGGUUCCAGGGCCGCAUUGCCUACUCAGGGCUGCAAAGCAACCUGACCAUCAGCUUGUACCACCUGCAGUUGGCCGACACCGGUGGCUACACCUGCGUGGCCAUCAUGGAUGAUGAGAUCUUUGGUCCCGGCACCUUGGUCAUGGUGACAGACCAACUGCCCCAGGCAGUGAACACAUGCCAGGAGUCUUGGCUGAUACACUUUGCCUUCCCCACGGCCCUGGCUGUGGGCUUCUUCCUCGUCGGGCUGGGACUGGGAGCAGUGUGCAUGCUGAAAAGAACACAGAUCCAGAAACUCUGCUGUGCGAAGGAUAAGAGCCCAGUGUAUGUGAUCUAUGAGGACAUGUCCCACAGCCGCUGUAACACCAUGUCCAUCCCCAACCAGUACCAGUGA
Messenger RNA from Budorcas taxicolor (takin), 678 nucleotides. It is a transcript of the gene CD7, whose product is annotated as CD7 molecule. Gene Ontology annotation, biological process: adaptive immune response. Bases 70 to 678 code for a protein of 202 amino acids. Gene Ontology annotation, molecular function: signaling receptor activity. NCBI's taxonomy places the organism in Eukaryota, Metazoa, Chordata, Mammalia, Artiodactyla, Bovidae. The record is from RefSeq and is a predicted model, not a curated record. Gene Ontology annotation, cellular component: membrane. The transcript is spliced from 4 exons.